UCACAGAAAGACCCAUACACCAAACACCUUCAAGAUGAGUUUGCAGCCACCCUCCCUCUCCGUGAGGUCCAAGCCCGGUGCUGGCACAAAAGCCGUAGUCCUUGUUGGAGGACCCUCGCGAGGCACCAGGUUCAGGCCUCUGUCUAUGGAACUGCCCAAGCCGCUGUUCCCUGUCGCAGGUCACCCCAUAAUCGAGCACUGCUUCCGCGCUAUCACGAACGUCCCCGAGAUCAAGGAGGUUUUCAUCGUCGGUUACUACGAGGAGUCUGUCUUCCAGCCCUUCAUCAACGAGGUCUCGAGCAGCUUCCCCCACCUGAGCGUCAAGUACCUGCGAGAAUACCAGGCAUUGGGCACAGCAGGAGGCCUGUAUCACUUCCGCGAUGUCAUAUUGAAGGGCCGGCCAGACAAGCUGUUCGUUCUGAACGCCGAUGUCUGCUCGUCGUUCCCGCUGGCCGAGAUGCUCAAGCUGUUCCAGGACAAGGAUGCCGAGGCCGUCAUGCUGGGCACAAGAGUCGCCAACGAAGCCGCGACCAACUUCGGUUGCAUCGUGUCGGACUCGCACACGAAGCGCGUGCUUCACUACGUCGAGAAGCCAGAGUCGCAGAUCUCCAACCUCAUCAACUGCGGAAUCUACCUCUUUGCGACCGAGUGCAUCUUCCCCGCCAUCCGCAGCGCCAUCAAGCGCCGCACCGAGCGCCCACGGCUGCUCUCCUACCCCUCGUCCGAGAACCUCGAGUCGUCUUUCUACGCGGGCCAGGACGACGACGAGGAGAAGGAAAACGCCGUCAUCCGCCUGGAGCAGGAUGUGCUGUCCGACAUAGCCGACAGCAGGCAAUUCUUCGUCCUGGAGAGCAAGGACUUCUGGCGCCAGAUCAAGACAGCCGGCUCCGCCGUACCCGCCAACGCCCUCUACCUGAUGCGGGCCUUCCAGUCAGGCUCCGACGAACUCGCCGCCCCCUCCGCAAACAUCCUCCCACCCGUCUACAUCCACCCCUCCGCCCACGUCGACCCCACAGCGAAGCUCGGACCCAACGUGUCGAUCGGUCCGCGCGUGCACAUCGGAGCCGGUGUCCGCGUCAAGGAGUCCAUCGUUCUUGAGGACUCGGAGAUCAAGCACGACGCCUGCGUCAUGUAUACGAUUGUCGGCUGGCACAGCAAGAUCGGCGCUUGGGCUCGUGUCGAAGGUACGCCUACACCCGUCACCAGUCAUGCUACUAGUAUCAUCAAGAAUGGCGUCAAGGUCCAGAGCAUCACGAUUCUGGGCAAGGAUUGCGCGGUUGCGGAUGAGGUGCGCGUGCAGAACUGUGUUUGUCUGCCGAAUAAGGAACUCAAGAGGGAUGUUUCGAACGAGGUUAUCAUGUGAGCGGUUGCAUUGGGGUGCGGGUUUGAGGAUGGUGUCUUGGUUGGUAGCUAGGGAUUGCUAGCCUUGAAGACGUCUUGCUCUGUGUUAAAAUGUGAUACCGUGGUUCAUGGUCUGACUACAUGACGAAGCGAACGGCAUUGAUCGGAGUGUUCAACCCAAAUUAUGCGUGCAUUGUG
Messenger RNA from Dothidotthia symphoricarpi CBS 119687, 1539 nucleotides. Its product is annotated as nucleotide-diphospho-sugar transferase. Lineage: Eukaryota; Fungi; Ascomycota; Dothideomycetes; Pleosporales; Dothidotthiaceae. Gene Ontology annotation, cellular component: cytoplasm. The record is from RefSeq and is a predicted model, not a curated record. Bases 35 to 1363 code for a protein of 442 amino acids. Gene Ontology annotation, molecular function: transferase activity. The transcript is spliced from 4 exons. Gene Ontology annotation, biological process: biosynthetic process.